Messenger RNA from Diospyros lotus (date-plum), 2148 nucleotides. RefSeq lists its product as uncharacterized. The record is from RefSeq and is a predicted model, not a curated record. The coding region runs from base 743 to 1984 and encodes 413 amino acids. The transcript is spliced from 5 exons. Lineage: Eukaryota; Viridiplantae; Streptophyta; Magnoliopsida; Ericales; Ebenaceae.
UCCGUGAAGAAGCUUUCCGGCAUGAUUAUGGUAAGGCCUUGGAGUCUCCCUGAAACUGGUUCUGAUCUCUUCAACUGUGCAGGUAUAUAUACACAUAGGUGACGUGACGAGUGUGAAGGCUUCCCCUUGGACAAUAAAAGCGUCCAGGGAAUUCUUUCUUUAAAUAACGGGUCCAAGUGCCCAGCAGAGCCAGUAAAUAAAAUUCAAAUCAAAUGCAGAGAGAAGAGCCUAGUUACCGUUGGGGAAGCGAUUGGACGAUGCCGAAGAACGAAAUGAGAUCGAAAUCCACGAGGAGGCCGCUGAGAGACGUUUCAAAUGGCGUGCGGCCCUCCAAAUCGGUGAAGAACAAAGCACCCUCUGAUAACGCCAACGAUAGCGCCCUCUUCGACCGUCUCCUUCUCAUCCACUCCAAUCUAUCCUCUCUCGUUCAUCAGAUUUGAGUUGUGCUGGAGCUGGUGGUUGGAGGAGUGGAGGGGCUUGUGCAUGGUGGUUCAUAGAGUUGCUGGUGGUUGGCAGGGGAGGAUGUGCUUUGGGCUUGGGCAGGCAUUGGAGGUGUCAGAGAAUGGCUGUUGAUUGAUGGAUUUGUUGUGGAAGCACUCAAGGUUAAAGUAACAAACAGAAAGGCAAGGCAUGAAAUAGAAUCUUUCACACAAGUUUUAUCUGAAGUUGAGUCUUCUUUGAAGGUUGACACUCUAGUUAAUUUCUGUUAGCAUACUGUGUUUAUGUUCUUCUGUUGUGCAUCAUGGACAUUGUGUGCUGUCAAUUGCAGCCAUGGGCUCCCAGAUUACAGAAAGCUCUCUCCAGUCACUCUAUUGGUCCCACGAAUCAGUUGGGACAUUCUCUUUUGAGUAGCACUGCCGCUCCUACAAAUGAAAAUGACAUAGUGUGGAGUCCUGAACAAACCAAACUUGAUUCGCUGGUCUCUCCCUCACCACUAGUGUCCUGGCGUGUUGACUGUACUGAUGAGGGUGUUAGACAACUUUUCCUGCUCACGCCUCUGCCAAGGUCAAAAGCAUUUUCAUCCAAAAUUCAUGGUUCAUCCAAACCAGUAAUCGAAAAUAUGACUUCCAAUGUUACUGUUGAGCCACCACCCCUUAAUGCUAAUUCUGGGGAUGCAAAUGAUGGUCCGGUUGAAGGUCAAGGGGUGAAGCAAACCCCAAGCAAAGUCUCUGAUGCUAUUGUGACUAAAGGGGAAAGCAGUCCAGCACAUGGGCUUAAAUCUCCACCAAAGUUUUUAAGAAAUGAUUGUUCUGUGCUUGUUAUGACGCCAUGCUUGAAAAUGUCACCGCCUAGAUCUUGUGUAUUGCUCGAACCUAUAUCUGGUCAAGUUCACAAGCAUAAUCAUAAGGUCUGGAAAUCAACCCCAUUUCCUGUUGGAAUUCAGGAUCUUACUGAGUCUCAAACUUCUGAGUCCUCCGGCAGUGAAAUAACUGAGAAUUUGGCUUUGAAGUACCCAGAACUAUUUGGGAUACAACAUCAUAAAUUGCAGAUUGGAAGGAAGGCCAUAGAAGCAUCACCGGAUUGGUUAAUGUCACCUCCUAAAACUUGUGUUCUAUUGGAGCCACCUGAUGAGAAAUCACUGACCAAUGGUACUAGCAAUUGUCAGUUAUCAGCUACCACCUGUGUCCAGAAUCAGCAGAUUUCUUUCGCAAAACAAAAUGAUGUUCAAAGCCAUCAUUAUUUAACCAGGAGAUCCUACAAUGAAGGACCUGUUGGUAGCUUAGCACUAAUUGAGAGCACCCCCACAUGGAAGGGGCCCAAAAGCACCAUUCAAACUAAGAAGCAUCCUGGAGAGAACACUUUAAAGAAAGAGCUAUGGACAAGGUUUGAUGCUGCUUCUACUAAUGGAAUACGUUUUAAUGUCUCUGUUCUGCAAGAGACCACCCGGAAAGGAUUUCUUGACAGAUUGGAGGAGGUUUCUUGUGAUGAGAAGUCCCCCUGUGAGAAUUUUGAGAUGAUUAAUGACUUCUGCAUAAAAUUUUAGCUUUAGGUGGUGAUGUGCUGUUGUAGAUUCGUGGGAGGUGUUUUGGGGGCUUUUGUUGUAUCUUUACUUCACACCGCCCCCUGAAAAAGCAAAAGAAAAUAUUUGAGUUCUCUUGAUUGAAACUUUUUGAUAGUGUAAUGAACUAAUAAUAACAAAUUAUAGGC